AUGAAAGGGCAAUGGCCGUCUGUCGGCGAGAACAAAUACAAAAGAAAAUGGUGUGGAAAUGCGCAAUUCGAGAUGGGAAUGCAAGCUGUGAGGGGCGAGAGCAAAAGCUUCCUAUUGCAUGCGGAGGUGAGGUCGAAAAGAACGAAGCAAAGAAAAGCAUGCACGAGGUAUGGUCUCGCGAGGCAAAAAGACAAGACUCAAGCCGAGAGUGUGCGUGUGAGAGGCAAGGGAUUGUGGAGGGAAAAGAACAAGGGCAGAGGAGGCGACAGUGAGCUUAAUUCGCGGAGGGGCAGGAGCGAGCGAAAGAACGCAAUCGAACCAAAAGAGAAGGACGCAGCAAAGUGGAGGCAAGAGCGUUGUGAGCACGCGGACGAAGAGCAGGAAAAGCAAUUUUGGGGGCCACAGAGCGCAGUUGUUUCUACAACAUACAUCCCUCGUGCCUGCCGUCCAGUACGCGAAUAUGAGUCGGCAAUUUUCGUCGUAGCGGAGUUGCGGCUUGCUGGUAGUAGCGAUCGCGCUGUCGUGCGUACAACAGUCGAAAAGCACGGAUUCGGAGUGCAGAUUGUGGAGCCCAAGCACUAA
Molecule: messenger RNA, 582 nt
Organism: Sporothrix schenckii 1099-18
Lineage: Eukaryota; Fungi; Ascomycota; Sordariomycetes; Ophiostomatales; Ophiostomataceae
Exons: 3
Coding region: 1-582 (193 amino acids)
Source: RefSeq, a predicted model, not a curated record